Drosophila bipectinata is the source of this 2078-nucleotide messenger RNA. It is a transcript of the gene DIP-beta, whose product is annotated as Dpr-interacting protein beta. NCBI's taxonomy places the organism in Eukaryota, Metazoa, Arthropoda, Insecta, Diptera, Drosophilidae. The record is from RefSeq and is a predicted model, not a curated record. Gene Ontology annotation, cellular component: neuron projection.
CUUGUAAGUCUUGCGAUCUCAAGACAUGCCCAAGGACACCAGGACCGAAAACUUAUGAUGAACACAAUUGUGGUGCAGGAGAGCGGCGAGCGGAUCGCCGACAUCGGCCGAUAUAUAUCGAUGAACGAUAAACUGAAGCCCAAUCAAAGCAACACCUACAAUCGACACUCGAAGCUGGCGGCGUCCGAAUCGGAACUGGGAUCUGGAUCUGGAUCGGGUUCGGGAUCUGGAUCGGGAACUGGAGCUGGAGCUGGAUGUGGACCAGCUUUUCGCUGGCAAUUAUUGUUACUCUUACUGCUUUGCAAUUGCAUUGAUUAUACCGUUUCAAACAAAAUCUCCUCAGUGGGCGCCUUCGAGCCGGACUUUGUGAUUCCAUUGGAGAACGUGACCAUUGCCCAGGGUCGGGACGCGACCUUUACGUGUGUGGUAAACAACCUAGGGGGUCAUCGGGUGAGUGGUGACGGUGCGUCAGCCCCAGCCAAGGUCGCCUGGAUUAAGGCCGAUGCCAAGGCAAUUCUGGCCAUACACGAGCACGUGAUAACCAACAAUGAUCGAUUAUCGGUGACGCACAACGACUACAACACAUGGACACUGAACAUACGCAGCGUCAAAAUGGAGGAUUCCGGCAAAUACAUGUGUCAGGUCAACACGGAUCCCAUGAAGAUGCAGACAGCCACCUUGGAGGUGGUAAUCCCACCGGAUAUCAUCAAUGAAGAGACCUCCGGGGACAUGAUGGUGCCGGAGGGCGGCUCCGCCAAAUUGGUAUGCCGGGCCCGAGGUCACCCCAAGCCCAAGAUCACCUGGCGGCGAGAGGAUGGCCGGGAGAUUAUUGCCCGCAACGGCGUCCAUCAGAAAACAAAAGCCCAAGCCGUGGAGGGGGAAAUGCUGACGCUGUCAAAGGUCACGCGAUCGGAAAUGGGCGCCUACAUGUGCAUCGCCUCGAACGGAGUGCCGCCCACGGUGAGCAAACGGAUGAAGCUACAGGUGCACUUUCAUCCGCUCGUCCAAGUGCCAAAUCAAUUGGUCGGCGCCCCAGUCCUCACGGAUGUCACAUUAAUUUGCAAUGUCGAGGCAUCGCCGAAGGCCAUCAAUUAUUGGCAGCGCGAAAAUGGUGAAAUGAUUAUUGCCGGCGAUCGUUACGCGCUCACCGAAAAGGAGAACAACAUGUACGCCAUAGAGAUGAUUCUGCACAUCAAGCGACUCCAGUCGAGCGACUUUGGGGGUUACAAGUGCAUCUCCAAGAACAGUAUUGGCGACACCGAGGGCACCAUACGGCUAUACGAAAUGGAGCGUCCUGGCAAAAAACAUUCCCGCUUAGACGAAGAUGCCAACGAAGUUACGAAGCAUGAAGUCGUGAUGAAGGACAACCGGCACGAGGACGGGUCACGCAACACGAACGGAAGGCUGUACAAGGACCGCAACCAGGAGCAGGACAUGCCCAAUAGCGGAGAUUCCGGGCCCAGGACCCAGGCCCAGGGGACAAUGCGCCUAAUCGGGACAUUUGUAUUAGCCCUGUUGGUGUUAUUAACGGCCACGGCGGAAGCCCAAACAACAACAGCAGAAAAGACAACAAUGAUGUCCUGCGACGGCAAUGCUGAGGUGGGGGUGGCCCAAAGAAAUCCGGACACAAAGGUGACAGCGGCAAGGACACUGGAGGUGGACGCCGCAAGGACCUGGGAUAGAUCAACGAGUUGGCAGCAGCGGGUGGGGGCGGCGGAGUAAGAUUAUUAUAGCUUAAUUCAAUUGUAAUUACACAAACAAGAUUAUGAUGCAAUGGAGAAGCGCCCCCUGCUCCCGCAUCCGCUCCUGCUCCUGCUCCUGGCCCUUUCCCGCCAUCCCGGAAGCUCCGAACAUUAAUCAAAGGGGAGGAUGAUAAAGCUAAUCAUCAUCCCCCCUCGCCCCGCCAUUGGCUAAUUGAAGGGCGAGGUGGGGGGACGAGAGGAGUCGGGACUUAAUUGAAUGCAUAUUAAAUCAAAAAGGAUGCUGAGAAACUAAAGUGUCGUAGUUAAAUGGAAAAGAAAACGCGUUUAAAUGUUACCUCGUUAGUGGAAAAUAAAAAAAAAAUGAAGAAAACUUAC